AUGGAAGAAAAUCCCACUGUUGUACCUUUAGAAGACGACCCCGUCUCUCAAUCGAAGAGACCAAAAAUGUCCGAGCAUGUUACUAACAACUGCAAGUUUUUCGUGCACAGGAAGAAGCGUUUCUGCAAGAUGACGGUCAAAGAAGGCGAGGAGUACUGCGGCGAACAUAAAAAAAUCAGCACGGAUUUCGUACCGAGCAACGAAGCGAGUAAAGAUUCCGCAGUGCGGAUCGCUUGCCCCUUGGAUGGGAACCACACUUGCUACGCUCACAAUUUAAAAAAGCACCUGAAGAUAUGCAACGCACGGCCGAAACCUUUAGAACCGUUCAUUUCGAAAGGCAUCAACACCGAUCAAUCCGCUGCUGAAGAAGACAACACGUACAGGCUACUAUCUAGUUUUCCGACUGAAGAUAUACGCAAAACUAUCACUAAAGUAAACGAUACAUUUACCAACGUAAUUCAAAAGAACCUAUCGCAGAAAAUUUCUACGAAUAAAUUUUUAGAACAAGAAAUGCAAAAGCCGGAUUACGGGUUUAAAACCAAGAAGCAUUUAGAGCAAGUGUCUUCGAUACUGGGCCUCCUGGGCGAUUACAAUUUAAUGAAACGUAAUACUUGUUACAUUGAAUUCGGCGCAGGAAGAGGCCAAUUGAGCUUCUGGCUAGCUAGUACAAUUGACGAUGAAGAUUCAAAAAUACUACUCAUCGAACGAGCCUCACCUAAGCAUAAAAAAGACAACAAACUAGCCAAGACAACGGAUAAAGUCAGCAGGAUAAGGGCGGAUAUUUCCGAUAUUGUGCUAGAUAAACUCGAGCAAGUUUUGAAAAGUUCAUCCGUUGUUGGGGUAACAAAGCAUUUAUGCGGCGAAGCAACCGAUUUAGCUAUUCGAUGUUUGGGUAACGUGCAAGACAAUCGAGACAAAGUAAACGGGUGCAUCUUAACAUUUUGCUGUCACCAUCGAUGCAGAUGGGUCCCUUACACGGGAAAAGAAUUCUUCAAACAACAAGGCCUAAGCAAGCAGGACUUCGAUAUAAUGUGCGGCAUGGCCAGCUGGGCUACCUGCGGCACGGGAUUGAGCAGGGAGAUGAAUAAGGAAGUGAAGGAAUCCGAGAUGAAACAGAACGAAAGGGACGCGCAGAUAGGGCUUUCGAGGCUUGAGAAAGAGGAGGUCGGUAGAAGGAGUAAAAACGUAUUAAAUUGGGGCCGGCUGCAUUUUCUCGAGCAAUGCGGAUUUAAAUGUUACUUGCAUUAUUACGUUGAUAAGGAUAUCACUUUAGAAAAUGUUUGUAUUGUCGCUGUAAAACAACAAUUAUAA
Molecule: messenger RNA, 1311 nt
Organism: Phyllotreta striolata
Lineage: Eukaryota; Metazoa; Arthropoda; Insecta; Coleoptera; Chrysomelidae
Source: the annotation of a GenBank genome assembly